Rosa rugosa (rugosa rose) is the source of this 4620-nucleotide messenger RNA. RefSeq names its product disease resistance protein RUN1-like. The transcript is spliced from 9 exons. Gene Ontology annotation, biological process: defense response; signal transduction. Bases 151 to 3777 code for a protein of 1208 amino acids. Gene Ontology annotation, molecular function: protein binding; ADP binding. Lineage: Eukaryota; Viridiplantae; Streptophyta; Magnoliopsida; Rosales; Rosaceae. The record is from RefSeq and is a predicted model, not a curated record.
UUCAGUCUCCACUUUUCAAAAGACUUUCCUCGCACCCUUCUUCAUCCCCUUUUCCAAAAAAAAAUCAAAUUCCCAUUCUAUCCCAAAAUUUAUAGUGAGCAAACGUAUCCUGAACAUCUUCCUGAAUUGUGAUUAGCUCCAGGUCCAUCCAUGGAUGUUGUUAGCUCAUCAUCAUCAGCUCAACAAGCUUCGUCUUCCAGUAUUCCUCCUAGUCAAUUCACAUAUCAAGUGUUCUUGAGUUUCAGAGGCAGAAACACUCGCAAGACUUUCACCGAUCAUCUCUACACAGCCAUGACCAGUGCAGGAAUCUGCACUUUCCGAGACGACGAUGAGCUCCCGGCCGGAGAAGCCAUCAAACCAGAACUAGAGAGAGCCAUCCAACACUCGCGAUGUUCUGUUAUUGUGUUUUCAAAAGACUACGCGUCGUCCGGAUGGUGCCUGGACGAGCUUGUGACGAUCCUUCGAUGCAAGAAGAGGUCCGGUCAGUUCGUUUUACCGAUCUACUACGACGUCAGCCCAUCCCAGGUGAGGAAGCAGACGGGGAGUCUUGCAAAGGCGUUCAUCACACACCAGAAGAAUCAAACAGCGGAAAAGCUGAUUCUGUGGAAGGAAGCACUUACAGAAGUUGCGGCUCUAGCAGGCAUGGUGUUAAAGGAUCAAGUUGACGGGCACGAGUCAAAAUUUAUUGAAAAUAUUGUUAAGGUGAUUGAAGGCAAGUUAUGUCGAGUCCCCUUAUGUGUUGCCCCUUACCUGGUUGGAAUUGAUUCUCGAGUAAAAAGCAUGAAUUUAUGGUUACAGGAUGGAUCGUCCAAUAUUGGUAUAUUAGGAAUUUGUGGAAUUGGUGGAAUAGGAAAGACAACUAUUGCACAAAUUGUUUAUAAUUCAAAUUUUGAGAGAUUUGAAAGAAGCUGCUUUCUUGAAAAUAUCAGAGAGAUUUUCGAACGGCCAAGUGGUUUUGUUCAAAUACAGAAACAGCUUCUUUCGGACAUUUUGAAUGGGAGAAAAGUGAAUAUAAGCAGUCCUAGCGAGGGAAUGAGUAAAAUAAAAGAUGCCUUAAGCUCUAAAAAAGUUCUUCUUGUUCUCGAUGAUGUGGAUCACAAGGACCUAGUUGAUGCAAUACUUGAGAUGAAAGGCUGCUUUUGUUCUGAAAGUAAAAUUAUAAUAACAACAAGGAAUGCAGGACUGCUCAAGGGUCAUCGAGAUAUUAAGGUGCAUAAUGUCAAAACUUUGAACUAUAUUGAAUCAUUGGACCUCUUCAGCAGGCAUGCUUUUGGACAGAACCGCCCUUUUGAAAGUUACGGGAUACUUUCAGACAAGGUAGUGCGCCACUGCGAAGGACUUCCAUUAGCCCUUCAAACAUUGGGUUCUUCUCUCUCAGGGAAGACUAUAGAUGUAUGGGAAAGUACAUUAAAGAAAUCCAAAACUAUUCCAAACAGUGUAGUGAUGAGUAAACUGAGGAUGAGCUUCAACUCUUUACAAGAUGACCAUGAUCAGAGUUUAUUCCUCCAUAUUGCAUGUUUUUUUAUUGGAAAGGACAAGGAUAUCAUUGUCAAAAUUUUAGAUGCAUGUGAUUUCUGCACAACCGUUGGCAUUCAAAAUCUCAUUGAUAGAUAUCUGGUUAGAAUCGAAGAAUGUAAUAAGGUGAAUAUGCAUCACAUGAUUUGUGACAUGGGAAGAGAAAUGGUUCGUCUAGAAUCAAAAGAUCCUAAGAAACGUAGUAGGCUAUGGCAUCACAGGGACUCUCUUAAUGCAUUAAGAGAAAAGACUGGUUCUAAUGCAAUUGAAGGCCUUGUCCUGAACAUGCCCGUGAACCCUGCACAUGGUCCUUCAAGAAAUUCAGAUAUGGUGGUCUUGGAUACCAAUGCAUUUUCAAUGAUGAACAAACUCAGAUUCCUUCAUCUUGGUCAUGUACAACUCAAUGGAAGUUAUGAAAAAUUACCUAAAGGAUUGAGAUGGUUGUGUUGGUGUGAAUGUCCUUUGAAUUUAAUACCGAGUGAUUUUCCUAUGGAGAUGAUGGUUGUUCUUGAAAUGUCCUAUAGUAGAUUGAGACAACUGUGGAAGGGAGCAAAGUGUCUUCCAUCAUUGAAGAUCUUUGAUCUCAGCCAUUCCUCAAACCUUACUGAAACUGGUGACUUCUCAUUGGUCCAGAAUCUGGAGAGACUUACACUUGAACAUUGUAUAAGCUUAGUUGAUGUCCAUGAAUCCAUAGGAAAGCUAGAGAAACUUGUUUACUUGAAUUUGAAAGAUUGCAUAAAUAUCAUGAAGCUUCCAGAGAACAUUCAUAUGUUAAAAUCACUUGAAACACUUAUCAUAUCUGGUUGUUCAAAUCUUAGCGAGUUUCCGAUGGAGAUUAGAAACAUGGAAACUCUUAAAGUAUUUCAAGCAUUUGGAGUUCCAAUAGAUCAGCUAAUCACUAUCCCUGGGCAGGUAAAUUCACGGCCAAGAUUAAGUGUAGAUGGUUUUUGGGGUUCCUUUUCUGGCUCUGUUGUUGAGUUAAAUCUUGGAAGCUGCAAUCUUUCUGAUGAUGCUUUUCCUAGUGACUUUGGUAACUUAUCUUCAUUGGAGAGUUUGAAUCUCAGCUACAAUAACUUUUGUACCUUGCCAGAUUCAAUCAGAGGCCUUUGGAAACUCAAGACGCUUAAUCUUCAAUCCUGUAGAAGUCUCAUAUCUAUUACAGGUCUACCACGAGUAAGUGAUCUACUGAGCACAGACCAUUGUGUAUCCUUGGAAAAAAUAACAUUUCAAUCACUUUCAUGCAUACCAAAGAGAGUAUCCAUAUAUGGUGACUCCAAACUAGUUGAGAUUCAGCACUGGUACAAGUUAAAACCCAUUGGAACGGUUGAUGUAGAAAUGAUCAGGCUUUUGGGUUUGUCCAACUUGGAAUCCAUGGAACCCAUUCGGAUGCACAUCCCAGAUGCAAACUCCCCAUCGGAAGGGGAGUCCAUGGAACCCAUUCGCAUCCAGGGACUACAUGAAUAUGGUAUCUUCAGCACAUUCUUUCCGGGAAACGGAAAUGAGGUUCCAGGACAGUUCAGCCAUACAAGUAAAGGGUGUUCCUCAAUAUCUUAUCCUGUGCCUAUACUUUUUAAUCACAAGAUCCGAGGCUUCAACAUAUAUUCUGUGUAUGCAUGGACGACAGAUGUUACUACUGUAUUGCCACCAUUAAUCAUUGAAGUCAAUAAUAAGAGCACGGGUCUGAAGUGGAUCUAUGUGCCGUCAUGUUACGGCAUUCCAAGUGAUGGAAAAGACAUGAUAUGGUUGAGCCAUUGGAGUUUGGGGAACCAAUUCAAAGGUGGUGAUGUAAUCACUGUCUCAGUAUUUACGCCAGAUAACUGGCUUCAGGUAAAAGAGUUUGGUGUCCAAGUGGUGCAUGAGGAAGAAGAGAAGAUGAGUAAGCAACAGUACAGCAGCAGUAGUAGAGAUCCUAGUUAUGAUGAUCCCGAUGCUUGUGGUGUUAAUGAGGUGAUUGGUAAUAGUGGUGGAGUUUUGUCAGAGUUAUAUCAGGUCCGGCCAGGGACAUACUUCCUCUGCGGUGGACCCUUUUUAGAAAAUAAUAGAUACACAUAUAACAGAUGGAAAAAGGAUUGUUGCCUCAGUGGCAUCAUAGGAGAGUAUGAUGAAGAAACAGACAAAGAAGAAAGGAAACAGGGGGAUAGGACACUAGCAGCAACAGAAGAAGCUGAAGCAGAAAGAGGCAGCAAUAACUUGUUCGGUUGCAAGAACCUUGUUAUCCAUGUGCUUAUGUCAUUGGUUGAGAUUUGUCAAAAUAUCAGCUGAUUGUAAGAACUUCCUCUGAGAUAAGUGACAUCAUUGGAGACUGGCAGGUCUGCUGUUACUGAUACAUUAGCAUUAGCAUCACAAGUUUGUCAAUAUUCUAUGAAUUUUCUGGAGAGGGGCAGCCAUAACUUUUAUUACCCAGUCUGCAAGGUUGUAUUUGUCUAGUCACUUGCUUGCAUUAUGGCCACUGUCUUCUUUUCCUCUCUUUCUCUGGUCUCUCCCUCUUCUCUCUCCCAGCGAAGGAUACGGCAGGGGCCUUGAAGGCCUGCAUGAAUUUAUUCUAUCAGAGAAACUGUUAUUCAACAUGGUCACAAGGCCAAUAUGCGGGUAUGUGGAUAUGUUGAUCCACUGACUACAGGAUCGCAUCCAAGUUUGAAUAGGAAAACAUCAUUGUGGGACAACCUAUACCAUUAAACAUCACAGAAGAAGGCAUAUAUACUCUGUUCUGAAAAUUUUGAAACAGUGCUACUUGGCUGCAAAACCAGCUACAUUGGAGCCUGCAUAAUGAUGGAGUGUUGAAAGUACUUGCAGAGCUUCAGGGGGUUGUUGCUGGUGAUAUUAACAAGUUAGUUUUUUCACUGCCUUUAUGAAGUAUAUAAGGUUCAAUUACCAACAAUUCAAAUGGGAAAUAUCACUGCUGUUAUUAUCAGAAAUGAUGAGGAGAUAAAUUUGCUAUUACUGUCCCUGUAACUUUUCACGUUUUUUUGUUCUUCAUGUAAUUGCAUGUACUUCACAUGUUCCUUUGUUCAACAAACAAAAGUGUAUACUUUGUACAUAUCAAGUUAUUAACUGUAAUACCACUAAGAAUAUUUAGAAAAUUUGCAAGUAUGUGUCUACCAUAUG